AGGCUGAAAAGAGUUUCCCAUGCUGAAAACAGAGCUAGCAGAGGCGGUGACCAUCUGAAGACGUGGGAUCUCAUCCUCUGCCUGUUGAAAAUAUUCAUCUGUAUGAAACAGUGGAGUCUUCCUGGGAGGGAGAGAGAGGGAGGCAGCGCACCUGACUCUCAGCAAGAGAAGGAGGAGGUCUGUUUGACAAUGGCAGCAGAAGAUGCUUUGUCAUCUCCUGGCUUGGAUCAGGUGGCUGGUGAGAAGUUCCUUCAGGAAGCCUUCCAGAUCAUGCUUGAAGAAGGGAUUCAAAAAGGGAUGGAUGCCUCCAAAGAGGUGUGUAUUUGGAAGGAACCUGAGGAACUGCAGCAAAUUCUGGACCUGGAUCUAAAAGACAGUGGGGAGCCACAUGAAAGGUUGCUGGAACGCUGUCGGGAUGUUAUCAGAUACAGUGUGAAGACAUGUCAUCCACGUUUCUGCAAUCAGCUAUUUUCUGGGCUUGAUCCCCAUGCUCUGGCUGGACAGAUGAUCACAGAGAUGCUCAACACUAGCCAGUACACAUACGAGAUUGCACCCGUCUUUGUCUUGAUGGAAGAGGUGGUGCUGAAGAAACUGCGAGAGUUGAUUGGCUGGGGAAAAGGCGACGGAAUCUUCUCCCCUGGAGGGUCCAUCUCCAACAUGUAUGCCAUGAAUGUGGCACGGUAUCACCGUUUCCCAGACUGCAAGCAGAAGGGGCAUUGGGCAAUACCAAAGCUGGCAGUGUUUACGUCAGAAGAGGGCCACUACUCUAUCCAAAAGGGAGCAGCUUUCUUGGGCAUUGGCACAGAUAAUGUCUACCUUGUAGCAGUGGAUGAAAAAGGGAAAAUGAUCCCUGCUGAUCUAGAGAAACAGAUCAACCAGGCCAAAUCAGAGAGAGCACUCCCCUUCUUUGUCAGUGCCACCUGUGGCACCACUGUCUUGGGAGCCUUUGACCCCCUGCCUGAGAUUGCAGAGGUGUGCAUGAGACACAAACUCUGGCUCCAUGUGGACGCAGCCUGGGGUGGUAGCGCUCUCGUCUCCCAAAGACAUCGGCAUCUUCUGGAUGGGAUUGAGAGGGCAGAUUCAGUGGCUUGGAACCCCCACAAAAUGCUUAUGACUGGGCUUCAGUGUUCUGCCUUCCUGCUCCGAGACUGCUCUGGCCUGCUGCAGAGAUGCCACUGUGCCAAAGCCACCUACCUCUUCCAGAUGGACAAGUUCUACAACAUCGCUUAUGACAGGGGAGACCAAACCAUCCAGUGUGGACGCAAAGUAGAUUGCUUUAAGUUGUGGCUGAUGUGGAAGGCCAAUGGCAGCAAAGGCUUGGAGCAGAGAGUGGAUAGGGCGUUUGCCUACACUAGGUAUCUAGCUGAUGAGAUCAAGAAGAGAGAAGGCUUUCAGCUAGUGAUAGAGCCCGAGUUCAUUAAUCUCUGUUUUUGGUAUGUACCUCCCAGUCUACGAGGGCAGGAAGGCUGCACUGAUUACUGGAUGAAACUGGGGAAGGUAGCUCCACUGAUUAAGGAGCAGAUGAUGAAGAAAGGAUCCAUGAUGGUGGGCUACCAGCCACACGGCAAAAGGGUGAACUUUUUCCGCCAGGUGGUCACCAAUCCAGCAGUCACCAGAGAGGAUCUGGACUUCUUCCUUGAUGAAAUUGAGAGGCUCGGGAGAGACCUGUAGAUCGUGUUUGUAUGUUAUGCUUAGCUGGACACACACAGAUUGGAAGAGUUAAGCAUUUUGUUCAAAAGCAGGACAACACAUUACUUCCAGUCACUGCACACCACAGCUGAAAUGGCUUGGAAGCUGCACUUCUGCAACCAUGCACAGGGGCCCAUGAGCAGGUACCACUAGCAUGGUGUGUUUGCUGCUGCUAAACCAUUUUACAGGCAAAUGUGUUGUGAAGAUGUAACAGUAGCGUGUGCCCUGCCACCCAUACUUUUUUGCUGUUAUCCAUUUGUCACGGUGGGCAGUUUCCAAAAUUAAGGCAAACGUAUGCUUCAAUUUCUCCACUGCCUUCUGCAAAAAACAAGGAAAGCUUAGGACUUCGAAAUGUGGGCUCCAAAUUCCAACAG
Molecule: messenger RNA, 2063 nt
Organism: Candoia aspera
Lineage: Eukaryota; Metazoa; Chordata; Lepidosauria; Squamata; Candoiidae
Gene: CSAD
Product: cysteine sulfinic acid decarboxylase
Exons: 15
Coding region: 103-1671 (522 amino acids)
Biological process (GO): carboxylic acid metabolic process; taurine biosynthetic process
Cellular component (GO): cytoplasm
Molecular function (GO): sulfinoalanine decarboxylase activity; pyridoxal phosphate binding
Source: RefSeq, a predicted model, not a curated record